UUAACUUCUUUCAUUUUCAUCCACAGACAUCCGCUGAGUGGCGCUGCAAGACUGCUCAGACAUGGAGGAUGAAUUUGACCCUUAUGGGCUACCCCCAGAGGUGACCACUCCCCCUCAUGGGCUGAUAGGAAUGCUUGGACUGGAUAUAACCAACAAGUCAACGCACAAGGCAGUAUGGGAAGCCUUCUCCCUCAACCGCAGGACAGACCGCACGCCCCUUCACUUCAGGCACCUCUCGAGUGACUUCCAGAUCCCUCCCAUGAAGCAGAAGCGUCAGUCCUAUGAGUGGUACAUUCCCAAGGGCAUUCUGAAGGCAAACUGGAUCACCAAGUACCUCUACAACAUUCCCGCACUUAUUGUCCUCUUCUACGACCUUGACUGGAAUGACACCAACUGGGGUGAGAAGAAGACCGAACUGGCCGCCAAGGUGCAGACGCUCAAGACAGUGCUUAGUGGCCGCAAUACCCGCGUGGCACUGGUGCUGAUCCAGAGUGGCAUAAGUGUGCCAGGAGAGGACACUGGAGCGGCAGAGAAGGCAGCAACACUCUGUGCCGCCUGUGACCUCCCUGCCAAGCACCUGUUCGUGCUGCCCCAUUCUGACGCACACCUCCUGGGCUACACAGUGAGGUAGGUCGGGGCUAAAGCCA
Messenger RNA from Penaeus monodon (black tiger shrimp), 647 nucleotides. Its product is annotated as trafficking protein particle complex subunit 11-like. The transcript has 4 exons. Gene Ontology annotation, cellular component: cytoplasm. NCBI's taxonomy places the organism in Eukaryota, Metazoa, Arthropoda, Malacostraca, Decapoda, Penaeidae. Bases 62 to 631 code for a protein of 189 amino acids. The record is from RefSeq and is a predicted model, not a curated record.